Bipolaris oryzae ATCC 44560 is the source of this 1887-nucleotide messenger RNA. RefSeq lists its product as uncharacterized. The transcript has 2 exons. Lineage: Eukaryota; Fungi; Ascomycota; Dothideomycetes; Pleosporales; Pleosporaceae. The record is from RefSeq and is a predicted model, not a curated record. The coding region runs from base 1 to 1887 and encodes 628 amino acids.
AUGUCACGAGCCAGAAGCAGAAGUCGGGCGCCAAGCACCAGAGCGCCCCUGAACUCAUCACCAAUUGUAGUGGAUAUCCCACGAAGCGGCGCAAAAUCGCCCCUCAUUGUCGAUGUACCCGCCACCCCGAGGACAAGAAGUAGGAGCAGGGGCAGAGUUGAGCCGGCCGUGGAUGCGCCUGGAUUGAGUGGCGGCAGAGGAAUGUUCAAGAGGCUGAUUGUUGCUUGUGACGGCACUUGGCUUAAUUCGGACGACGGAACCAAGAAUGGCACGCUUUCCAUCCCCAGCAACAUCACCCGGAUCUCACGAGCUAUCAAAGCAGUCAGCCAAGACGGAAUCCAGCAAAUUGUAAAUUAUCAACAAGGUCUCGGCACCGAAGGUGGAAAGAUUUCUCGUCUUGUUGGAGGCGGCACAGGCAAAGGCCUUGCUGAAGAUGUUCGGGAAGCGUACUCAUUCCUUGCAAAUAACUAUCAUCCAGGAGACGAAAUUUUCCUACUCGGAUUUUCCAGAGGCGCCUUCACUGCACGCAGUAUUGGUGGAUUGAUUGGAGAAAUAGGUCUCCUUACCAAAAAAGGAUUGAAUACUUUACCAGAAGUAUAUGAAGACGUCCAAAACCGAAGGAACGAGGACUACCGGCCAAAACACGAAGACAUUCCAUUUCCACGGAAACCAAGCGCCGGGGAUCCACGAUAUGCGGAAGAGUUGGAACGCCGGGGCCUGACCAGACUCGACAUUCCGAUCAAAUGCAUUGCCGUAUGGGAUACAGUCGGAAGCCUUGGAAUACCCAGAAUUGGCAUACUGCAGCGUGCAGGUCUGCAGUCGAAGCAAUCAAAAGCAACCACGUUUUACGACACCAAACUUUCCAAUUGUGUGGAAAAUGCAUUCCAGGCUCUUGCUCUGGACGAGACUCGGUCGUCAUUUGCACCUGCUAUCUGGGAAAAGCCCGAGGGUAACCGCACCACGCUCCGCCAAGUGUGGUUUCCAGGUGCGCACGCAAACGUAGGAGGCGGUUAUGAUGAUAUGCAGAUUGCCAAUAUUAGUCUUGCGUGGAUGAUGAGCCAGCUGGAGCCAUUUUUGGAUAUGCGAGGCGAAUAUUUGUUCGAGCAGGAUGACCUCAAUGAGAAGUACUACAAGAAAGAAGAGGGUGCCAUCCGGCCAUGGAGUUUUGGUAAAAUCUACAGCGAGCUCAAGGGGGCUUUUGCACUUGGUGGAAGUUCUCAACGCAAACCUGGUCAAUACACUGCAGUCGACCCAUAUACGGGUCGGGCGACAGACCGACCUCUGCGACAGACCAACGAGUACAUUCAUCCCUCGGUCCGCACGCGAUUCCGCCUAGAAGGCCCUGGAGUGCAGGACCGGGGCUUGUACGAAGCGCGGGCACUGACAGACAGUUAUAAAUUGGUGGUUGACUACGGUUCGAACAACUCGCGCGCCGGUGACGCCGAAGUUUUCUGGAAGAUCAAGUGGAGAGAUGUCAACGCAGUCAAAGUGCUGCCGGAAGCACCCUUGUGGAGGCUGGAGCGAGAGCUCGCACGGCGGGAUCCGGCCACAUACGACUAUGUGAAGAAGCCACCAGCGACGAGCUCGACCAAGAGCAAGCGACGAGCGCCACGGCCAAUGUCAGCUGAUUUUUCAAACUCCAAAGUAGGUGGACUGGGCAGCCCUGUCUCGCCCCGAAAGAGUCGUAGAGAAACUUUCUCACCAAGAUCCACGUUUCCAGUUGACGACAAGCCCCCAGCGCGGAGGAGCAGUACGAAGAUGGACCGAGCGCGGAGUCGCAGCCGCGCGCGGAGUGUUGAAUUUGCCAGCGAUCGCGAAACGGAUAUCCGAGAAAGUAUGCCACAUCGUCGGGAGAAGGACAAGGCAUGGUGGGAAGGCAAAAGAUAA